UGUCACGUGACUCUCUAUUGUGCGGACGGGGUGGUUUUGCGCCACAACAACAAACAAAAUGGCGGACGCUGAAGCUGCAUCGUCUAGCAGCGAUCUUCAGGAAAUACAAGAAGUUGAAGAUAAAACAGAUGAGUUUGCUGAGCCAGAAAGUAAGAGAAGGAAAGUACUAAAACGAACUGAUGGAAACCCUGAGAAGUUAGAACAAAGACUUGGGGGUAUUCUAUGCUGCGCAGUUUGUUUGGACCUCCCAAAGGCAGCAGUUUAUCAGUGUACAAAUGGUCACCUGAUGUGUGCAGGGUGCUUCACCCAUGUUCUGGCAGAUGCAAGGUUAAGAGAUGAAAUUGCUACAUGUCCCAAUUGUAGGAUUGAAAUAAGUAAAACAUCAGCUUCACGUAAUUUAGCCGUUGAAAAAGCUGUUAGUGAAUUACCUUCAGAAUGCCAGUUUUGUGGUAAAGAAUUUCCUCGAAAUACUCUGGAGAGGCAUGAAGAGUCACUUUGCGAAGAAAGAAUCACAAAUUGCAAGUACAGCCGCAUAGGUUGCCCUUGGCGAGGUCCAUUUCAUGAAGAGAGCUCACAUGAGGCAACUUGCACUCACCCACAUCGCUCAGGAGCAGAGGUUAUGGACGCCCUCCAAGAUAUUGACCAGAAACGUGAGGAAGAGAAAAGACUGUAUGACAGUAUCUUUGAUCUCCUGUCCUGCGAAAAAAUCAGCUUUCAAGAUUUGCAGAUGAAGCCGUAUCGAACAGAUGAGUUUGUACACAAGUUGUUCUACGAGACAAGCCGUUUCUCAGCACUCAACAACCAGUGGGUGGUGAAGGCACGCAUUAACAAUAGCCAGCGUGAUCCAACUCAGAGCUCCGAAAGGGAUAUGACAUAUCAGCUGAUCCUGAAAACCAAGACAGCAUGUCCUCUGACCACCCACUUUUUAAUAUUGCGAGGUCCUUUUGGUGACAUGAAAGUGAGUCCCAAGAUUCACAAAUUCGAGUUUACUGAUCAGGAAAAUGAAAGUCCGUACGUUCAACUUCCAUUGCCAGACACUGCAGAAUGCAACCGUUUACUGGCUGCGAAGGCUAUCAACUUCAGGUUGAUCAUGUUUGUGAUGUCGAAGUAGCAGUUACUGGACACAGACUGCUGUUGAAGAACUUGUAGGUGGUUUCAGCACACCUGUGCUUCAGAUGUUGCUUUUCAUGCCUGUAGUUUAUUGUUUGUUGUGAACUAGUUAGCUUGGUUGUAUAUUUCAUAUUAACAUCUAUAGUGUCUGUUGUUAGUGACUCUUAAUCAAGAAUUACUCAAAUUUUUUGAAGAAAUAAAAAAUUACAGCAAUAUUCUUUUGCUAAUAAUCUACUUAGUUACUGUGACUGUAGUGACGUGAAACUUAAGAACGUUUUUAAAUAAUUUUAAAUGUAUUUCAAGGAUAUAUGCUAAAGAAUUCUUUGCAGCUUUUCUUAAUAUCAGUUUAUUUUACUGAGUAUUUUUACAAGGAAUAUUCCAUUAAGUGUUUCCUUCUGAAUUCCUAUACAUGUGAUCUGAUUUAUUUAUUGUGAUGCAGGAUGAAUAUAACCAAAGUCACUAUUUUUUUCUUUUGUGUGUUAUAAAUUCUAAUUUUAUGUUAUGUAUUUACUUGUUGUUAAUGAUUGUUUAUAAUUGUGGCACAGGCAUAUAUUAAUAAUGUAACAUACAAUUGAUGUAAUGACACUGUGAAUUUCUACAGUCUACUGAAAAAAAUCACUGUUGUAAACAUAAGAUCCUUGUACAUGCACCUACUUUGCUUGUCAUUCAUUAUAACUAUCCAGUUUUUUUUACAUCACACACAGUUCUUGAGGAAACCUAAUAAUUUAUUUUCUCACUGUGCAGUAUUAAAAAUUAGAAAGUGAGAGACAACAAAAAGUAUAGAAAUAUUGUAAUUGCCCAAACUACUUUACAAAUUAUUGGAUAUAUUGAAUGUAGUAACAUUUAACUGUAGUGUAAAGGUUUAUUUAAUUCCUUAUGUCCAUGCCUACUAAUGUUUAUUUGGUUAUGUUGCUGCAGAGUACAUCCUCAAAAACUGUUUCCACUUUCACAUUAAAAUUCAAACAGUUGUCCAAUUCACAGUCGUACAGCUUACUAAUUUGGGAGAUCAGUCGCGUAGCUUGAGUGUAACAUUUUCAAAGUUAUCAUUAGCCAGUACAGCUGACAAGACCACACAACAGCAAGUAAUUAUUAUUUGAGAAAUAAUAAUGUUCUGAUUAAUAAUUUGUAAGAGGUAGUUUGUUAAUAAAGAACUGUCACACUUGA
Messenger RNA from Schistocerca nitens (vagrant locust), 2274 nucleotides. Its product is annotated as cysteine and histidine-rich protein 1 homolog. Gene Ontology annotation, molecular function: zinc ion binding. The record is from RefSeq and is a predicted model, not a curated record. The coding region runs from base 59 to 1111 and encodes 350 amino acids. Gene Ontology annotation, cellular component: nucleus. The transcript has 6 exons. Lineage: Eukaryota; Metazoa; Arthropoda; Insecta; Orthoptera; Acrididae.